AUGCCGAUUUCGCCGUGCGGGCGUUAUUUUGAUUCUGGCGAAAGUGCGUGGCUCGAUGACCGCCUGCCACUGUCGCGACACGGCAGCAGCUCCGGCGCAACUGGUAUCGUCAUCAAGCAGGAGCCCCAAGAUCUUGAGCCAUAUAUCUGCUGGAAGUCUGCGCCAAGAAGCCUCGGUUUCCUUUAUAGGAGUCAUGAGCACUGA
This is a messenger RNA of Clonostachys rhizophaga, 204 nucleotides long. The record is from the annotation of a GenBank genome assembly. Lineage: Eukaryota; Fungi; Ascomycota; Sordariomycetes; Hypocreales; Bionectriaceae.